Poecilia reticulata (guppy) is the source of this 1266-nucleotide messenger RNA. RefSeq names its product adrenomedullin a (gene adma). NCBI's taxonomy places the organism in Eukaryota, Metazoa, Chordata, Actinopteri, Cyprinodontiformes, Poeciliidae. Gene Ontology annotation, molecular function: hormone activity; adrenomedullin receptor binding. Gene Ontology annotation, cellular component: extracellular region. Gene Ontology annotation, biological process: positive regulation of heart rate; adenylate cyclase-activating G protein-coupled receptor signaling pathway; adrenomedullin receptor signaling pathway. The record is from RefSeq and is a predicted model, not a curated record.
CAGCUGCCUUACAGAAGCAAAAGCAACCUGGAGAAUACCUGUGGAGUAUUCUUUCACUGCUGACUUUGGAAGAAGAACUUUCUCGCCUAUCUGAAUUGAACUACAGGAGCCAAAAUGAAAACGAUCUUCCACUCCUUCCUCUAUUGCUGCCUGCUGGCUUCAGUAGCACACUGUGUGGAACUUGAGGUGAAUCCCGAGUUGAAAAAAAGACUAAGCAUAUGGCUUGGGAGCAGAUUGAGACGGGAUCUUGAAACUGUCGCAGUACAGAAAACAGCAGAGUCUGAAAACUUUGUCAGACCAGAGGACAUCAGGGAUAUCUUGCUGCCACAUUCCAGCACUGACAUUAAGAUCCGAACCAAGAGGUCCGCAGGUUGUGCCCUGGGUACCUGCUCGGUGCACGUCCUGGCACAUCGUGUACAACAGUUCAAAGACAACAAGCUGAAGACCAGCGUCCCUAUUAACAAAAUGAGCCCUCACGGAUACGGCCGGAGGCGCAGAUCUGUUCCAGAGAGGCAAAUCUCCCUAAGGAUGGAGGAGGGCAGGUUGAGACCCGUGUGGAGUCUGAACAACUCGCAAGUUCACAAGCUUGAAGCUCUGCUCAGAAGGACAUGAGGAGGACUCUGAAAGAGGACUUGGGAGCAAAAUCAAGGGAGCUGGACUCUCCAGCUUGUGUCCCCUUCUGCUUGGCUUUGAAAUUCUCCAAAUGCCUAAGACUCAUGCCAAGUACACUCCAGCGCAUUUGUUCCAGACAGGAGGACUGAGUCAGAGUGAUUCUGGAUGCAGCCGUGGCUCUGGGAUGCCUGAGCCUCGCGGCUCAGUGGACUAGAGUUUGCAAACAGCUGGCUUAAAGAAACUGGAUGGCACAGUAUGGAGCAAACUACAGGUGCUGUUCUCUGCCUGGCAGAGGAAAAGGAUGAGUGCAAAUACAUGUGGGCACAUCCUGAAAGAGGAAACCCUCUAUUAGCGUUUUAGAACUUUACACAUUUAUUCCUCAUGGCCUAGACUUUAAAAAGUGCUAUUCCCGAAGGACUACAUCAUGUUCUAUAAGACUGCUAAUAAUGGCUUGCACUUUUCCUUUUGAACUUAAGCAGAAUGAAUCAUAAAAGAAAAUAUAUCAUUAUCAAUAUGCCUAAAGAGCUUUAAUGCUCUCCGUUUAUAUCAAGUUUUGGACACUGUACAAGGGGAAAUGCCUUAGAUUCUUUGAGCUAUGUGCCAAUCCAUACUGGAUUUAACUAUACUUGAAAAUGUUUUUGUCUGUAAAAAAAA